AUGGAAAGAGAGGCGUUGCUAUUUCCUGAACAGCCAACCCAGACAGCCAAUGAUAGCGCAGUGAUAGCACGCACGCAAGAAGAAGAUUGCAAACCAAGAAAAGCAACUGUGGUCGCAGCCGGGUGCAAUACAUCACCAACAGGUGAAUCACCUGGUGAUCGCGGUAACGCAGCCACAAAAGCAGCGGUAUUUGCGGCGUCUGUCAAAAAUACGCCAACCUCGCAUUCGCCACAGCCGGACCGCGCAAUGCGGAAAGUUUCGAAAGCGGUACGCCGCUCCACUAUCCAGCUUUCACAAUAUCUCUAA
Messenger RNA from Cylicostephanus goldi, 306 nucleotides. The record is from the annotation of a GenBank genome assembly. NCBI's taxonomy places the organism in Eukaryota, Metazoa, Nematoda, Chromadorea, Rhabditida, Strongylidae.